This is a messenger RNA of Chara braunii, 4134 nucleotides long. The record is from the annotation of a GenBank genome assembly. Lineage: Eukaryota; Viridiplantae; Streptophyta; Charophyceae; Charales; Characeae.
CGAGGAGGAAGUAAGGGGGAAGAGCCCAUAAUCAUUAAGUCAGAUGACGAAAAUGAGGAAGAAAGAAUGAAACUUUCGUCCGUCUUGUUGGAAAAAAUGGAGGACCUGCUGGAUAAGAUGGGGAGGUACCGACAGAAGUUGGUGGGCCUCUGUGAGGAACUGAGGAACUGGAAGUCUAACAUCCCCAAGGUGUUCCUCUACGACUCUGGUCCGGAGUCAGCACCUGGGCGACCCAGAGUAAAUGUGGUGGGGUCGUACCCACAAUCGGGAAUGAUGGGGAGACCCCUCACUCCGCAGGCCCGGUUGGCGCAGGCAGCACGAAUAAGAAGUCAAGCCAAAGCCAGCGCCAACCAAGAGCCUCCAAGGAGGGAGCUGAAGCCGGGAAAAAGAAAGGAGGCUGUGGAAGUGGAGGAUGGCGACAAUGAGGAGGAAGAGGACGAGAGGUUGCGCAGGGAGGAGGAUCAGAGAGCGGAGCAGCGGGCAAGGAAAAAGGGAGCCAGGGGAGAGGUUGAGUCGGUCGUGCGCGAUGGACCACCCAAAAGGAAGAAGUAUGCGGUUCAGUUGGAGGAGGGGUUUGAUGUGGAGAAAGUGAUUGACCGGCUGCUAGAAGGCCACAAUGACCUCAUGACUCUGAAGGAAAUCCUAGCGUCGGCCCCGCGACUCCGCGAUGAACUGAAGGGGAGAUUGUCGCGGCGCCUGGUGUCCAAUGUCUAUCUAGGUACGAUCCUGCCCAAGGAGGCAGAGUGGGUGGAGCCAGGUACAAAGAUGGACUGGAAGUGCGUAGCCUGCGGCACGGUGGAUUUGGUGGUGAAGGGUUCCAAGUGCGCAGCAAUGGUGGACACCGGGGCAGAGAUGAACAUUAUUCGGGAGGCGGACUCGAUCAGAUUCGGGCUAGAUAUAGACCGGAACGAGGGGAAGUUGAUUAUAGGGGAACCCGACUUCCUACUGCCUCAGGAGCAAGCGUUGGUGGUGGAGUUGAUGAAAAGGAGGCAUCGCGCCUAUGCGUUCAGUGACGAGGAGCGUGGCAGGCUGGAUGUGGACAAGAUACUUAUGAUCCGCAUUCAUACCGUGUCACACGAGCCUUGGAACAUGAGAGGAGGGCGAUAUCCCAAUCCUGACGAGGAAAAGAAGGUGGUGGAUUACCUCGACGGCAAAAAACGUACGCACGUCGCCGACUAUUCGAGUGGACCGUAUGCGUCCCCGUGGUUCUGCUUUAUCAAGCCUAACGGGACGCUGCGGUGGGUGCAGGAUUUGCAAAGACUGAAUGCGGUGACCGUGUGGGAUGUUGGAGGGUUGCCCAAUGCAGACGCGCUGUCAGAAUCCUGUGCUGGAAGGCCUAUAAUCUCACUUAUAGACCUUUACUCAAGAUAUGACCAGUUCCCAGUCUACCCGCCGAACAGGGUUGUGACGGUUAUGCACACGCUGCGAGGACUAAUCCACAUGAACGUGGCCCCACAAGGGUGGACCAAUGCGGUAGCAAUGGUCCAACGGGCCAUGAUUCGGGCUAUGCAGUUAGUCAGCCCCCAUAUCACACAGCCAUACAUCGAUGACUUGGCGGUGAAGGGGCCGGCAGUGAAAGAAAGCGACGAAGUCUCGCCAGGAGUGAGGCGCUUUGUCUGGAAGCAUAUCCAGGACCUCGAAAAAGUCCUGAGCCUGCUCGAGGAGCAUAACCUCACGGCGAGCGGGGCCAAAUCCAGACACUGCAUGAGGGAAGCGACUAUUUUGGGGUUCGUCUGCAGCGAGAAGGGCCGAAAGCCGGAUGUGAAGAAAACGGACAAGAUUACUGAGUGGCCGGGUGAAGAGCAAGAAGAGGUGGUGGCCAGAAUGAAGGAGGAAUUUCGAGAAGGAGGGUUGGUGUUAGGAGCGCCAGAUUAUGAUGCCACAGAAACACRACCCUUCAUUGUCGAAACAGAUGUGGGGCCAACUGCCUUAGGAGGAGUUCUAAUCCAGGCAGACAUAGAGGGAAAGGAAAGACCCUUGAGAUUUGAGAGUCGGACUCUCUGUACGACCGAGAGGAACUACUCUCAGUUCAAGAGGGAGACCCUUGCCGUCCUCCACUGUCUGCGAAUCUUCAGGAACUACAUCUUCGGCAGGAGGUUUAUUUUGAGAGUGGAUCCGACCGCCCUGGCCUACUUUCUAAGGAAUUACGUUCCAUCGGAUCCGACGGUUGCCAGAUUGCUGACGUACUUCUGGAUGUUCAAUUUCGAAUUGGAACGGAUUCUUGGUAGUAAGAACCGGGCGGACGGGCUGAGUCGGAUCAACUGGGAUAAACAGGAAGGGGAGGUGGUGGAGAAUACGCCCCCAGUUGAUGGAUUUCUGGAUCAGGAAGAAGAUGUUCGUCUCCACAUCAACAAGUGGUCGCCGCGAGUACCCAGCUGUGUAGGCUAUCCUAUCUGGCAAGCGCCGAAUGGGUAUGAAAGGAGGGCCGAGUUAGUCCUCGAACCCUUUGAAGAAGAGGAUCCCUGGGGUGGUAAGGAUAUUCAGUGGAUGAUGGAGUUAGCGCUGGCCAGCUCGCAUAGCCUGGUGGAGGAUAUGAGGACGAUUGAGGAAGGACCAGGCCAGGUAGAACGGCAUGAGGACCUGAUAGGAGGAAUGUACCUCCUCGUCAACACGUUGUUGCAGGAAAGCCUCGACCAGUCAGGAUCGCUGAACCCGAUAGGGAAUGUGGACGAAGUGCCCGAGAGCCAGGACGACGAGUUCGAGGAGGGGGAGCUUAAGGAGGCCUUUCGUGCAGAGGAGUAUGAUGGGAUCUACCCAGAGCUGAGACUUCUUUUGUCCGGCGAAAUGCGGCUAAGGGAUGCGAGCGACAGGGCUCAAAGGAUGCUGCAGCGCUACUUAGUGCGAGACGGCCACCUUUUCGUGAGAAGAGAAGUGGGGAAUCCCAGGAGAGUCGUCUGCGGUAGGAAUCGUCAGAGCAGCGCUUCACGAUGGCAUUGCAGGAGGGCAUCGAGGGGUACAAGCCACGUAUGCGAAGAUAAGUCUGACUUUACGAAGACAGCCAUGCCAAGAGGAGGGAAGGGGACACGGCCGCCUCAGAGGCCGUUGGGCGCAUUAUGGGGAUAUGAGCGACAUGGGCCUCGCCAUCGAGAGAGCACUCCAGAGUAUGACGGUGGCGAUAUUGAGCUAUUCCUAGACAGCUUCUGGGAGCAUGCGCGGCGUAUGGGUUGGACUGUGACCCAGAGGAUUGAGAGGCUGAGGGGAGUUGGCAGAUUCGAGGAGCCCGUUGCACGGAUCCGUAGAGAGGCAACGACGAGGUUAGAGGUGGAGUUGAGGAUGCAGGAGCUGCGACCCUCGCCAGUGGGGCCUGAUGGCAGGCCGAUCCGCCUGGAGAUUGGAAAUACGUCGGACAUCAUCCCCACGUUUGAGUGGUUCAUGCAGGGGCAGGGUAUACCGAGAGACGAUUGGAUGCAGACAUUACCACUCUGGACCAGGAAGUCGGAAAGACCACUGGCUAGGCAGCCUGAGAAGGAGAGGGAGGCAGAGAUCCCGAAGAGGGUCGACCUCCGCACGAGGGAAAGGGCGCCAGCUGGAGAGACAGCAGAGGAAAAGAGGGCGAGAAGAACCAGGAGGAUAGACGAGAUAUGGCAAGAGAGGCGGAGGUUGGAGGCAGCGGGGGAGCUUCCGGAGCAGCAGCAGGAGAGGCAGAGAUCGGAGGCAGCAGGAGCACUCCCAGGUCAGCCACCCAGCGCGCCAGCUAGGGCCCCGGAGAUCCCUCAGAUGUGGAGGGACUUCUGGGAGCAGAGAGGAGAGGAGCUUCCUUCGCCAGUCAGAGCCGGGUUUGGGGUAGCAAGAAAGGCGGAAGGGAGAUUGGAUCGAAAAAUCAAGUUCCUGGCCAAGACAACUUUUGACCGGCACUUGUUAUUGGAGGGCGAUCUGGUCGGGAAGAAGAUAAAGGAAGCAAGCCAUGGAGUACGCCUGGAGGCUAUGGAGAUGGAAAUCCAAGAACUCAGAGCAUUGGUGGCCAGCCAGGCAGCUAUCAUUGAGAGCCUGAGGCAACAAACCCAGGGAAAGGCGGACAAGCCAGAGAGCAGUCGGCAGGGCGAGCAGAGGCAGCCAGGACAGGGAUUGCCAGGACAACCAUCUGCAGCAUAGCCUUUCCAGGGCCACCUAUGGGGAGGGUUAUCCUAGAGCCAG